Molecule: messenger RNA, 3387 nt
Organism: Rhineura floridana
Lineage: Eukaryota; Metazoa; Chordata; Lepidosauria; Squamata; Rhineuridae
Gene: DDI2
Product: DNA damage inducible 1 homolog 2
Exons: 9
Coding region: 137-3097 (986 amino acids)
Biological process (GO): proteolysis
Molecular function (GO): aspartic-type endopeptidase activity; protein binding
Source: RefSeq, a predicted model, not a curated record
CCCGUUCUUUCGCGACUGGGAGGGGCGGAGGGCGUGCCGUAAAGCGGCGGCGCUUUCCGGCAGGCAGCGCUGAGGCGAGGGCGGGCGGUCGAGCGGCGCUCCGUCCGGCUCCGCGGUCCCUUCCCGUGCCGGGGCGAUGCUGCUGACGGUGUUCUGCCUGCGGCGCGACCGCACCGAGCUCACUUUCUCGCUCCAGGUGGACGCCGACUUCGAGCUCCAGAACUUCCGCGCCCUCUGCGAGCUCGAGUCCGGCAUCCCCGCCGCCGAGAGCCAGAUUGUCUAUGCAGAGCGGCCCUUGACUGACAACGACCGGUCAUUGGCUUCUUACGGCUUGAAAGACGGAGACGUGGUGAUACUGCAGCAAGUGGAGAAUGCGGACGUCCAGCCUCCGGUCCCGUUUCCCGGUUUGCCCAGGAUAGACUUCAGCAGCAUCACGGUACCUGGGACUUCUGCCCAGACUCCCCAGUUGCCGCCGCUGCCACCACCACAGCAGCCCGCACAGCACCCACGCCCAUCUCCUCCCGACCUCCCCUCCUCCCCUCAGGGCUUGGAUAACCCGGCGCUCUUGCGGGACAUGUUGAUGGCCAACCCACACGAGCUCUCCCUACUGAAGGAGCGUAACCCACCCCUGGCAGAGGCUCUGCUCAGUGGAGAUCUUGAGAAGUUUACUCGGGUGCUUGUAGAGCAGCAGCAGGAUCGAGCCCGCCGAGAGCAGGAAAGGAUCCGUCUGUUCUCUGCCGACCCUUUUGAUCUUGAGGCUCAGGCCAAGAUCGAGGAGGACAUAAGGCAGCAAAACAUUGAAGAGAACAUGACGAUCGCUAUGGAGGAGGCCCCCGAGAGCUUUGGGCAAGUGGUGAUGCUUUAUAUCAACUGCAAGGUCAACGGCCACCCGGUGAAAGCCUUUGUUGACUCAGGUGCGCAGAUGACCAUUAUGAGCCAAGCGUGCGCAGAGAGGUGCAACAUCAUGCGGCUGGUGGACCGGCGGUGGGCAGGCAUCGCGAAAGGCGUGGGGACCCAGAAGAUCAUUGGCAGAGUCCACCUGGCUCAGGUUCAGAUUGAAGGGGAUUUCCUGCCUUGUUCGUUCUCCAUCCUGGAGGAGCAGCCCAUGGAUAUGCUUCUAGGACUGGAUAUGUUGAAGAGGCACCAGUGUUCUAUAGAUCUCAAGAAGAAUGUCCUGGUGAUUGGCACCACUGGCUCUCAGACGACCUUCCUGCCGGAGGGGGAGCUUCCCGAGUGUGCGAGGCUGGCUUAUGGGGCUGGGCGGGAGGACGUGAGGCCCGAAGAGAUUGCAGACCAGGAGCUGGCAGAAGCCAUACAGAAGUCUGUCGACGAAUCAGAGAAUAGUGACAAAGAAACUACCUCACUAGAAAUGUCAUCGUUACCAACUUCUGAUGGAAUGAAAUGUCCAGUCCGUUUUACAGAGAUCGGUCCGGAGGCCAGUGACCUUACAAGCCGAUCACUUGAUCGCUCGGUCUCUGUGCCUUCAGCUUGCUCCCUUGAGGGCAGUCAGGCUGAGACUCUUAAUCGUAGAGUGGUAAAGCCCAUGGAAUCUCUUCUUGAAUGCCCCAAAACUUUAGAAAGCAAAGAGCCGUCUCCGUCCCCACCAAAUCACGCUGCUACUGCCAAUUUCGAUGCUUCUCCAGCUGAAGCAACUCGAACGGGAUCCUGUCCUAGUCCAGUUAUUAGUUCGCAGAACACCUUUGAAGAGCCAGUUGCUUGUAGCAGUCUGCAGAAGUCUAGUGCUAAAGAUUAUACCCUUGGCUUGCCUCCUCCUGUCGAAGUAGUGGGAGGAAGUGGCCUGUCCUGUGCUUGUAGAUGGACAAAAGAUCUGGAUGUACCUUUCCCUUCAGAGCAGCUGGAACGGGAACAAAUGCAUGAGCUUCAUUUAGAUUUCAUGGCAUGCGAAAAAUCUGGAAAUGAACAGGUCCUUCUGGAUGAACAGAAGGAGCCAAAUGACCAGGAGCAUCUCUGUACAAUGGCAGUUUCCCCAUCUCUUGCAGAUGGAGAGCAGAGCCGUGAUGACUUCCUCUCUGGGGGAACAAGAGCCUCAGAAGGGGAGGGAAGGAGGCCAGACUGUGUGCCAUGCAAGCACCCUGACAUGGGAGUUGCUGAGGAGGCUGCCAUCGACCCUUCAAAUCAACAAAGCCUUGGGCUGGCUGCUGUAGACUCAGACUGCUCCAUGAUGGAGGUGGAAUGGUCCAAGCGUAUUGGCUCUCCUUCUGCCAGUGAUUUGACGGAGCCCAGAAGUACAUCUUUUGAAUCACUGGGCAUUUCUGCUCCCCUUUCUGGUGGCCAGUUAACAGACCAGACAGAAGAUCCCUGUGUCUCUCUCUCCUCUGCCUUAAAAGAGCUUCAUCAGCUUCUGGCGGUCAGUUGUAAAGGGGACUUAAAUGUAUCUUGGCAGGAAGACGUCAACCAGCCAGCGGCUGUCCCUGAAGAGCAAACUGCACAUCAGGAGACCUUUCAAGUGGAACACGAAUGUACACAUCUCGACAGCCAGGAUGUGGAACUCUCCUUUCCUGAAAGUGUGGGGAUGACGCUGUUUGAGGCCGGGACCACGACCAUUGAAGUGCAGGAGGCACAUAGAUUAGCAGCGACAUCCGAGCAGGGGGCUCUAAUGAUUCAAGAUUCUUCCACUUUGAGCAGCUGCCUCUCCCUGAGCCAGUCGGCAGCUCCCACUCAGCUUCACUGUGGUGAACGCUCUGAAAUUCUGCCUCUGCAUUUAUCCUCUGGCCAAGUUCUACGUGGCGAAGCUUUGGAUCAGGGCAAUCCUCUUGUCCAGUCCAGCCCCAUAACAGGCCAAGAUGCAUCUUUGAGCUCUAUUUCUUUCCCAGAAGAGACUGGAACAGCGGACAUCUCAGAUGCAGAUGCACCAAGGCUACCCAAUGAAUCGGCUGAGCUGUCACUGCCUCUGCCUGAGACCUUCCCAGUUGUGACAGCCCCCUGGCCCCCUGUUUUUCCUGCUGCAGACGUUGAUCAGAUUGUGGGGGCUGGCUUUACGCCCCAGGAAGCUGGUGAGGCAUUGAGGCAUGCCAGUGGAAAUGCAGACCUUGCGCUCCUCAUUUUGCUGGCCAAGAAUAUAGUAGUCCCUACGUAACCUUGACAGAGAGACAGCCUGACCCGUGGGCCUGUGCUUCAUUUUAAAAGAGUCUCUAUCUUGACUGCAUAGAAUUUCCUACUUAGAUGAUUGAGCCGUACGUUUUUUUCUUAAGAGAAAAAGGAAAAGGGGGGGGGAAUCAUUUAUUUUCAGCCAAAGUAUCUUCAAUUACCUUGUUGAAUUUAGGCAUUUUAAAAGAAGCAAAAUACUGGUAAUGUAUCAACACAAUAGCUUUUUAUUAUUACUAUUAUUAAGGCAAUGUAUAACGGAAUAAAGUCUUUAUUUAAAUA